This is a messenger RNA of Tripterygium wilfordii, 1360 nucleotides long. RefSeq lists its product as uncharacterized. The record is from RefSeq and is a predicted model, not a curated record. The coding region runs from base 53 to 1228 and encodes 391 amino acids. NCBI's taxonomy places the organism in Eukaryota, Viridiplantae, Streptophyta, Magnoliopsida, Celastrales, Celastraceae. The transcript has 2 exons.
UAUCUUUGCGUGUGUUUCUGUCCAGCGACGUUCCGCUUGCUUCAAUCUUCACAUGGCAGCUUUGGAUAAGGACAAAAAUGUGGGCCCAGUCAUGGCAAUCCCUCAGACCUCUCGUCCCGAUUUAUCCCUCAAUCCAUCACACCCUGCUCAAAGGGUCACCAGUGCUCUGUUGAAUGGUAAGAAUUUUCAUGCUUGGGCUCGGUCUCUCCGGCUUUAUCUUGGUGGAAAACGGAAAUCGAAAUGGCUAUUUGACAAAAAUCCAAGACCGAAUGCCUUUGAUCCUACUUUUGAUGAGUGGGAGGCUGACAACUGUGUUAUUCUUGGAUGGAUGUUCAACUCCAUGGAGGAUCGGAUUUAUAAUAUGGUCAUGUAUAAUGACACCGUCUAUGGCUUGUGGACUGCGUUGAAUAAUAUGUAUGCUCAUGCGCAGUGUGACUCUCGGAUAUUUGAGCUUCAUCAGGAAGUUUCUCAUGCUUCUCAGGCAGCCCUAGGACUCUCAAUAGCCGAUUUCUUCGGGUAUCUCCAGACUCGCUGGGAGGAACUUGCCCAGUAUGAGCCUCUCAGUGAUUUCCCUAAUGAUGCUGCAGUCGAGGCUAAGCGACUUGAUCGUCGUCAUACAUAUCAAUUCUUGAUGGGUUUGAAACCCGAGUAUGAGGCUCUUCGUGCUCAAAUCCUCAACACAUCACCUCUACCUCCGUUGUAUGAGGCCUUUGCCACUGUCGAUGGUGAUGAGCGGAGGCGUCGUAUUGCACCGCCUUCUUCUAGGACCAUGGAUUCUCUUGUUGUUCCUGAUCAGAUGGCGUUUGCUGCCCCUUCCAGUAACCGUCCUUAUUGCCAGCACUGUCAUAAGUUGGGCCACUUUAUUGAUCGUUGUUUUGAACUUCACCCUGAGUUAAAACAACAAUUUACUCGUACCCGGGGUGGUGGCCGUGGAGGUAGCCGAGGUGGCGGCCGUAAUCGAAGUGCUCAUCGCACUGGUGCUCUUGCUGCGAUUGAUCAUGAUUCUCCUUCACCAGACUUGAGCCAUCUCCAGUCACAGAUUGCUCAGCUACAGUUACAGUUGGGUGCUGUCUCCUCAUCAUCGUCUGGUUCAUCAGCUGUCUUGGCUGCAGGUACUCCUACUGCUUUCCAUGGUAAGUCAGACAAUCCCACUUGGAUUUUGGACUCCGGGGCUAACAACCACAUGACUGGACCUGACUACGAAGAAGAUUUUUGGAAGGGGGUUUGAGCAUGACGGUCUCUACUACUUUGGGGAGCCAACAUCAUCUGAUGUCUCAUUCUCUAGUCUUCAAGCUUCCGCACUACCAGUUUUAGAUUCAUCUACUUUAUCUUCCUCUGUUUUUUCACUUUCUACUUUAGA